GGACCCUAUGACCGAGCCGGUCGACGAGGUGGCGAUGAUGCUGGCGGGGUCCGGCCAGCCGCAUGGACGUCCUGCCUGCCUUGCUGGGGGUUUCAAGCCUCAGAGGAACUUCACGCAGAUCAAGGCUACCCUCCCCUCCGGCAGCUACGCUACCUCCUCGCGGACUACAUGCCGUUCUCGGGUAGAGGUUGAUACUCAGCUCGAGGAGGCCUAUGCAGUAGCUUACGAGGAGUAUCUCGAGAAGGUUAAGGAGCAUGACCUUGUGAAAGAUGCCUAUGUCCAGGUGGACGAGCAACCGGAUGGCGCGGUCUUCAUCUUCAACCUACCGACCAACCUCUGUUUCCCUAGCAGCAGUAAUGAACUGCAUGCAGUCAGGUACCGAUCGACACCAUUGUCAGCAGUCUCUCUCUCUGCUCUCUACGUCGUGAUGUAG
This is a messenger RNA of Lolium perenne, 433 nucleotides long. RefSeq lists its product as uncharacterized. Lineage: Eukaryota; Viridiplantae; Streptophyta; Magnoliopsida; Poales; Poaceae. The record is from RefSeq and is a predicted model, not a curated record.